Alosa sapidissima (American shad) is the source of this 590-nucleotide messenger RNA. It is a transcript of the gene crygmx, whose product is annotated as crystallin, gamma MX. Gene Ontology annotation, molecular function: structural constituent of eye lens. The coding region runs from base 25 to 588 and encodes 187 amino acids. Gene Ontology annotation, biological process: visual perception; lens development in camera-type eye. Lineage: Eukaryota; Metazoa; Chordata; Actinopteri; Clupeiformes; Clupeidae. The transcript has 3 exons. The record is from RefSeq and is a predicted model, not a curated record.
UAUAAAGAGCUGCCCCAGGCCUCCAUGCCUGCUCCGGACCGCACAGCGCACACACGCACCAUGGGCAAGAUAAUCUUCUACGAGGACCGAGAGUACCAGGGGCGGCACUAUGAGUGCAGCAGCGACUGCGCUGAGAUGCACUCCCACCUGUCGCGCUGCAACUCCAUCCGUGUGGAGAGUGGCUGCUGGGUGGCCUAUGAGAAGCCCAACUUCAUGGGCUACCAGUACAUGCUCAACAAGGGAGAGUACCCCGACUACCAGCGCUGGGCUGGCUUCAAUGACUGCAUCCGCUCCUGCCGCAUGGUGCCCCCAUACCGUGGCAACUACCACAUAAAGCUGUUUGAGCGCUCCGACUUCGGCGGCCAGGGCAUGGACGUGAUGGAGGACUGCCCCGACCUGCGUGAGCGCCUGCCCAGCCGCAACGUCUCCUCCGUUAACGUGAUGGAGGGCUACUGGAUCCUGCACGAGCACCCCAACUACCGCGGACGCCAGUACUUCCUGCGCCCCGGAGAGUACCGCCGCUUCCACGACUGGGGCAGCGCCAGCCCCACCUUCGGCUCUCUCCGCCGCGUCACCGAGCAGAACUGAGC